Molecule: messenger RNA, 1508 nt
Organism: Salmo salar (Atlantic salmon)
Lineage: Eukaryota; Metazoa; Chordata; Actinopteri; Salmoniformes; Salmonidae
Product: immediate early response gene 5-like protein
Source: RefSeq, a predicted model, not a curated record
CAUACCCAGAAAGCAUGAGAAAGCAUGUUCAGAUGUUCUCCACGAAUUUACUUCUAUAAUAGGCAAAUUACUUAUAUUGUUACGCCCAGAAGACAGUCUAUUUUAUUCACUAGAGUAGCUGACAAAUAGAAGUAUACAUUUAUUAUCAUGUCGUGUGCAGUUGACGCGCAGAAUUUGAUCUCUAUUUCUUUGCGGAAAAUACAUAACUCCAGAACGCAGAGGGGAGGUAUCAAGCUCCACAAGAACUUGCUGGUCACAUAUGUCCUGAAAAACGCUAGAGAUUUUUACAUGAGCAUGGAGUUUGCAGAAAUGUACAGCUGCCUACAGCAGAACGGGGAGAUGAUAACUGUCUGUGAUGAAAAGCAGGACUCUUUUGAAAUGACCGGGAACUGUGAGGAUCUAGCUGGUGAGUUUUGCUGCAACUACACAGGGGAUGUGUUGGACACUUACCACUGCGCAGCGCCACAAUCGGCUUGCCACCCAGCAAUGGUGCCCGAAGCGCACAUCCAAACGGCAUCUGCCUGUUUCAUGGCUCCUGUCUAUCAAUGUGACUCUAACCUCAAGUACUCGGGUGUCUGCUGGGACUGUUAUGCGGAACCUUACACAGCCAACCGGGACAUUCCUGUCUCAAACACACACAACCAAAAGACUGUAUUGGACUUGGACACACAUGUGGUGACUACUGUCGAGAAUGGAUAUCUUCCCCCAGACUACUGCUUGUCAUUAAAACAACAUGGUCAGGGCCCGCAAAGUUCUCAUAAGAAACGAAAAAUGUAUUCAAGUGAUGCUUCUGAUUCCGAUUAUCUGUCAGACUUUGUGCCCAUGUCAUGCAAACGCAUUAGGUCUGAUGACGUUUCUUGUAAUUCCGAACAACUGGACACACCGAACAUCUCCAACCUCAUGUCAGUGUUAGGCUCGGGGUUUACUGAGCUGUUGAACUUCCAAACGGACGUGGAACAGGUAGUAAAUGGACAAACAAACUGUUGUAAACAAGCACUGGCGGGCAGCGGUGCAUGGACCAGAGCAAUUGAGGCUUUUUGAUUGACACACUUUAACUUUUUCUACAAACCAUUGGUGGUCUCAAAUAAAAUACACAAUUGAUAUACUUAACACUGUUCUGCUCGCUUUCAAUUUAAAAGCUGUUGAACUCAAUUUAAAUUGUACUUUGGGGAGAGGGCUUGCGCAAUAUGUGCAAUGACCUAUAUUAACCAUGGAUUGCUGAUGCUAUGUAUGCCUAUUGGCCAUUUAGAGGCUUUGAAGCCACGGGCCGGCCAUAUUGGCAUUCCCCAGUACUUGCAGUCCUCGGUGGCAAUGAAUGGAAUUUUACAGCAUUUCAUUGAAAUGUUUCAAGGGCAAAAUUACAUGUAUUUAAGAAUUUGUGUUCUUGUAUUGGGGAUAGUAAUGUCCCAAAAAAUUGACUUUAAGGAAUUUUUUUCUACAUAUUUUCACAUUUUGAAUGUGUAUCUUACAUUAAGGUGUCUGUAAUAAAAUACACGUGGCAAACAAAU